Molecule: messenger RNA, 5022 nt
Organism: Thamnophis sirtalis
Lineage: Eukaryota; Metazoa; Chordata; Lepidosauria; Squamata; Natricidae
Source: RefSeq, a predicted model, not a curated record
UUGAGGUGGCUUGUUCCACAAAUCUUAACAAGGUUACCCAUAGAUUCAAAUGCAGUAUUAAACAGUUAAAUCAACUUUAAUCAUUGGUUCACAUUUAAAAGUACUCCUCAGAUUACAUAUAGUGGAUUCAGAUUUUGGUUGACAUGGAUUUUUAGAUUUCCUUGUUUCAAUUACAAUAUUACCUUGUUCUUGAAAGCAUAUCUAUUUUUCCUUAUAUAUCUGUUGUUUGGCUAACUCCUUUGUGAUAUGCUUGCUGGCACCAGCUCUCAUUGAGCUUGAAUUCUUUUAAGUACUUCAGAAGACAAUAAACUUUAUAUGCUCAUCUUUUGUUUAAAAUAUCUAUGAACUAUAAUAUUUUAGUGAAGAUCUACAAAAUUCAUGGCCUACAACCAAUAGCUCAAUAACUUUGUAGCCUGUUCAAAACAGAAUGGGGCAUCUCUGCUCCUUCCUGCAAUAAUACAAAUAGAAUGUCUUUUUCCUGGUUUCCAGAUUGAUUCUAUCUCAUAGUAAAAGAACUUUGUGGCUCUCAAACUAGGCUUAAGCAUUUAUCUUGCUGUGUUUUCUUGCUGUGAAAAAUCCAAUUUGGAAGGAAAAUAGAUAUAAGAAUGUUUUAUUGGAGAAUGUGUUAGAUGAAAAAGAAAGGGAUGGAUUUUCCUUCUUUGCAAUUUUGUAGGCCCUGCAGUGCUUUUUGCCAGUAUCUUAGCUACAGGAAGAAAAAAAAACACUUUGAUUUCUUUCAUCUGUUUUCAUAGAAAAGAGGGAAACACUCCUUAGUGGGUUCUUCCUAGAAAUAUUAGCAGCAAAGUAUAAUAUUGAAUAAACAUUUUCUCCAUGAGAGUUAUGGAUAGGAAGGGCCAAUGGCAAUACAAGCAAUUAUUUUUGACAAUGGUAGGCGGCUUAUAAAUAUCCAAGAAAGUUACUGAAAAGGAGAAAAAAGAAGGCAGAGAAGAAUCGGUGAUAUUAAUAGAUGCCUGACCUUUGUUUUGACAGUUCCACAGUCCACCCAACGUGCCCUCCACUUCUGUGCACCAAGGAAGAGCCACAGACGUCUACCACACCUCUCCGCAUCCUAGCUGAAUCACAGGACUCCUUUGAGAGACAUAUCCGGAACAUCUUGUGUCGCACCUCUGCAAAUCCAUUGUUGCUGAAAGCUGCAGAUAAAGAGUCUUCCCCUCCCCCAGAAGAAUGCCUUCAGCUUCUAAGCAGAGCCACACAAGUUUUCCGGGAAGAAUAUAUUCUAAAACAGGACCUGGCUCGAGAAGAAAUCCAGCGAAGAGUAAAAUUGCUGCGUGAACAGAAAAAAAAACAGCUGGAGGAUCUACUCUGCUGUGGAGGAGAAAGGAAAAACUUGAGGGAGAUGGCAGAGCGUUUGGCUGAUAAAUAUGAAGAAGCCAAAGAGAAACAAGAGGAUAUUGUGAACAGGAUGAAGAAAGUUCUCCGUAAUUUCCACUCACAGCUGCCUGUCCUGUCCGAUAGUGAAAAGGAUAUGAAGAAGGAGCUACAAACAAUACAAGAACAACUGCGGCAUUUAGGCAAUGCUAUCAAGCAGGUUAAAAUGAAAAAGGAUUAUCAGCAGAAAAAAAUGGAGAAGGGAAAUAGUCCACAGAAGCCGAGCAUCAACCUCAGCACCAAUCAGAGGAAAUGUAUCCAAGCUGUUCUGAAAGAGGAGGGAGAACACAUUCAGGAGAUGGUGAAACAAAUAAAUGACAUCAGGAAUCACGUCACCUUUUAGUCAUCAGACUAAAGACUUACAUUUUUGGAAUAUUAAACGUAACCAGCUGCCUUUUUCCUAAUUUAUAAACGGAACUAUUUUUUACAAAAAGAGCCACUAUUAAAUACUCGUUAGAGGAUGCAUCUGAUUAUAAUGCAUGUUGCAGCAUUCUACAGAAGGCCUAAUGCUAAAGACAUUUCACUUCCGCCCUUUUGAUACUUCGUGGGGAAAAAGUAAGGGAAUUUUGUACUUCCUGUGUCUUCAACUUAAAUAUAUGUUUGUGAUAACACACUGUUCAUUUCAAAAUAAAAAUCAAUACAACCACUGUACCAAAUCUUUCCAUAUAGAUCAUCUUCUGAGCUAACUGUAUAAACCCUUCUUAGAUCAACACAAUACAUUUAAAUAGAAAGAAGGUAUGAAAAGAAUUGCAAGACUUUUCUCCUUUAAUUUGGAACACUUUUGCAGGAUACACUUCCAAUUACAGUUAACAAAUGGUUACAUUUUUUUAAUUCAAUAGACAGGAUAAUUUUACAUCCACAGUUUCACAGGACACCAGUGGCUUUUGCUGGAAUGCAAUAUAAUUCCAAAAGUGGAAUUUGAAGGUUAGUUUUUUUUAAAGUAAGGGGCUUUAUAGAUUACUUACCCAUCUCCCACCCUUAUUCUUGUCCACACAGUGUUGUUAGAAGCUAUAUAGUUAUGCCAUAGGAGAUACAGAAGUGAAAGUAAACCAUUUGACAUGUUGGAAGAACCUGUUGUGAACAUAUUAAGACUGUACAAGUCUUCCAGUAAUUCUUUGACCUUUUAGUAUACAUUUUGCAUACAAAAGGACUGUACAAUAUACAGAACAGAGCUAACCUUACUGUUCUUUCCUCUCAUUUUGCACACAAUUCCUGUUUAAAUCAGUACUGGUCACUGCAUAAUACCUAUUUGUAGUAGCUAAGCCUUUGAAUGAGAGAACUGAAAACUAAUGGCAUAAAUCAAUCAUAACAUUAAAAAAAAGUCAGCCAUACAGCCUUUUUUUUAAAAAAAAAAGUUAAUUAUGAAAGCAAUUCAAUUUCAAGAUCAAUUUUGAAAAACAAGGAUUUCCUGCUAUUAAAACUAAUUUUCCCUUUUAAAAAAAUUUGUGUGAACUAGCAGCAUAUUCUUCUCGGGUUUGUAGACUUGUGGAUUUACAGUUUUACAUUGUCAAUAUUUGUUUAAUUAAAUGUAUACAAUUUAAAUUUAGUACUACAGAUCUAUCUUCCCUACGUUCUCUUCCACAAGUUUGUUUCUUUCCCCAAUGAUUCUGAAAUACUUCAGGAUGAAUAGCAGAACAGUACUUGGUCGCUAUGCUAAAUAGAAUAUUAUGCGUCUGAUUCAUGGUAUAAUCCUUUCAUUAUGUGUAUCAUAGCUAAUCUCACCAUUUAAGAGAUUAUAGCAUUGCCUCCCAAUUAACACAACACAUGGUUUUUAGCCAAUUUAAUACAAACGCUUAGAUGAGGCAGGGGUCUUUGAAAAUGCUCCUUUCCUAAAAGGAAAGCUAUCUUUGCUCAAAGUUAAUGAUGUACUAAUUGCAUGAGCAGGAUUAAGGAAGAAGGGUUAAGUUCAUUUCUAAUACGAUAUUAAAGAUGCAAAGAAACAUGCUAAUGAACUUCAUUAGAGUAAACUCUUCAUUUCUAAGAAUAAGUCCGCUUAUAGUUUCCCUGUAAUGUUUUUCAUAUUUUUUUUUCUAACCAGCAGAUUGAAACAGACUGGAUUCCAGCAAAUGCUUUUUGAUUUUGUACCAGUUACAUAGUUAGAAUUUACAUGGAAUCAAGUUGCCCACACACUCUUCCUCCUCCUCCUCCUCCUCCUCACCUCAAUUAGUAUCCAGAAAACCUGAAACAAAUAAGCUCCAUUGCCCACCGAAAAAGUAAAAUAGAGUGAAAGCUUUCUUUCAACAAUGGGAAAGUAUUCAAGCUGCUCACACCGAUCUACAAACCAGUUAUUGGAUCAAUACUUGCCUGUUCAAGAAGCAAGUAAUAAACAUGAUUAAAUUAGAUUGAUUCUGGUCUUUAGAAAAUGAAUGUCAAAACUGAUAGUUACACUCUUGGUAGCAGGUGUGGAAGAAUUGGGAAUGAACACUUGCUUGCAACUCCAUUAGCCCAUUUCAACACUGAUCUGUUCAACUACUGCUUGACCACAAGAAUAAAAUCCAAUAGAAAUACAGAUUAAACACAUUUUAUCUACUUUACACUCAUCCUAUUUAAAACAAUUCCUAGGGCUUUAGAAGCUCUUAUUGGAACCCAGGUAAUCAUGCAGCCUUCUGACUGGAAAUUUUUUAGUUAUUUUAAUUACAUUGUUUUAAAAGUUCCAUUUUAAAUUUAGAAAAGCAUCUUCCUUUUCCCUCAAGAGUUGGAUCACAGCAAAUCAGUUGCAUUCACGUUCUGCUGGAACCCUUCUAUUAUGGAGUUUAAUGCAUCUUGCAUGUUCUGAUUGCAAGUCCAGAACAAGAUUUUCCAGACCUGUAUCAUGAGCUUUUCAAGAGAAACAUUCAGUCCAAGCAUAAACAUAACUGCAGCUUCACAAACGUUUCCUAUCUCAGAGGUGUUGUAGCAUUAUCUUAAAUGUAUAAUUUUAAACCCAAUCUUCAAACAAAUACAAUGCAAAAGGCCUUUUAGAACACAGGUGUCAAACCUACCACGUCAUGUUGCCGUCAUAUGUUGUUUUUCCCAUGCAUGGAGGUGGGGUGGGCAUGCCUUGCAUGUGACGCAUCCAGCCUGUAGGAUGCCUGUUUGACAUCUCUGUUCUAGAAUCUGGGUAGAGAUUCGCAAAACACCUCUGUACUAGAAGUAUGAUACGGCUUAGGUUUUUUAACGCCAUGGUAAUCAAAUGCGUAUUGAUAAAUGUGAUGAACUCAAGUCCAUGUAUUUCAGUGAGAAAAGUGUAAUGCUGGAUGCAGCCAUAUGCUGAUAUUGUGCAAUGUAGCUUUUUUGGGGGGGGAGUAAUGAGGGAUACUAAAGCAAUUUAUUUUCAUUUGCUUUUCUUUCUAUGAUGAUUAACCUUCACUUCCCUGACUUUUGUGUCUUAAGAAUUUAGGUGACUUAUUUUCCCAUUCUAAUUAUCCAUUUUCCCCCUGUGCCUUUUUGGAAAAAAAUUGCAGCCUUCUCUCUAAUCCUCUUCUGCCCAUAUUCUGUCUAUGUUUUUAGUUGGGGGCUCUUCCAGCACAACAUUCAAGGUACAAAAAAAUGUACUGAGCUAGAAAAACCCAAAAUCCAGUGUCCUGCAAAUAAAUUCAUAUUUUAAUAUAAAAUAUUAAUACAAUAUACUAUUUUCCCCUUCUGCCCAACUUG